Molecule: messenger RNA, 2304 nt
Organism: Aspergillus pseudoviridinutans
Lineage: Eukaryota; Fungi; Ascomycota; Eurotiomycetes; Eurotiales; Aspergillaceae
Gene: hrdA
Product: E3 ubiquitin-protein ligase HRD1
Exons: 3
Coding region: 1-2304 (767 amino acids)
Cellular component (GO): cytoplasm
Source: RefSeq, a predicted model, not a curated record
AUGAGACUAGCCGCUUAUGCUGGGGCCUCUACGGCUCUGGCUACGGCCGUUGUUCUGAAGGCGCUUCACCAGAGGGCUAAUUUUUACGCUGCUUGCGUAUAUCUUUCUCAGAGCAGUGCGAAUCUCAUGAUACUUACAAAUUUGUGUCUUCUCGUUGUCGGGUUCCUGUUGUUCUGGCUUCAACGUCUCCUGUACGGACCCUUGCGGCCGAUUGAAACCGAACAGCUUUACGAAAAGGCAUGGUUUGCGGUCACAGAAACAUGCCUGGCAAUGACGAUAUUCCGAGGGGAACUUGGCGGAUGGUUCUUGGUCAUGUUUGUUUGUCUACUGGUUGGAAAGGUCUGGGGCUGGAUUGGUGAAGGCCGCGUCGAGUUCCUGGAGCAGCAACCCCCGGCCAAUCCGCGCUUGUUUCACACCCGGUUGGCGGUUUCCCUCAUACUGGCAGUACUGUUCGAUUCAUUCAUGCUGAAAUAUUGCAUAACGACCGUCCUUGAACAAGCGCGGCCGGAUAUGAUGGUUAUGUUCGGGUUUGAGUUUGCGGUCCUUACUAUCCUUUCCAGCUCAACCGCCGCCAGGUACACCAUCUCACUCGUUGAGCUAUACAUAACACGGCAGCAGCUAAAGGCCAAGGUUGAAGAGCGCCGCCGGGAAAUUCGUGCCGCCAGAGAAGAAGCCCUACGGCAACAUGCCCAAACCGGAGAGACGCCUUCAGCUGCCGAUCUGCCCGACGAGAAUGAUAUCGACGAGAUGGAACUUGAUGUUCCUGGAUGGGAGGAGAAGGGUCGUUGGAUCUUUUACCUCGAUUUACUCACCGAUUUCUUCAAGUUGACGGUCUACCUGAGUUUCUUCGCCAUCCUUUUCAUGUUCUACGGCCUGCCUAUCCAUAUCCUCCGCGAUGUGGUCGUCACUAUCCGUUCUUUCGGCCGACGGAUAAUGGAUUUCGUCCGCUACCGCAAUGCGACCCGGGACAUGAACGAGCGCUACCCAGACGCCACUCCUGAGGAGGUAGCAAGAGAAGAUGUUUGUAUCAUUUGUCGUGAAGAGAUGGCUCAUUGGCAGGAGCCUGCGGGCGCGGGUGAGGGCGGGGCAGCGCCUGCUCAGCCAAGGCCUCGAAUUCCCGAAAGGUUACGUCCAAAGAAACUCCCGUGCGGUCACAUCUUACACUUUUCUUGCCUUCGAAGUUGGUUAGAAAGACAACAAAAUUGUCCCACCUGCCGACGCCCCGUCAUGGCGCCUCCGCGUGACCGCGAUCACCCUCUCGGGGAUGUCAAUGUUGGUCAAGGCAACGGCGGCGCCGGUCCGCAACCACAUAUGCCAGCUCGCAAUCAGCCCUUCGGUCAGAACGGACCGGCUGAUAACCUACCAAGAGCCCGUAUAUUCCAGUUUGGGCCAUUCCGCAUUGGUUUUGGGGCUGGUCGGGGUGAUCUUUUCCGCAAUUUUCACCAACAAGUUCAUCAAGGCAAUGGCCCGGCGCAACAAGCGAAUAAUGCAAACCCUCCCGUUGCCAGGCAGAUCGGUUUUGGGCUUGGGUUUGGACGACCGGUCCCAGCGCCAGUGCCCCAAGUUCUCCCGACAAAUACAUCGUCCAACUUUGCGCAGAUGCAGAAUCAGCUUCACCAAAUGGAGCUGCAGAUAAUGCAGGAAAUUAACAACCUCCGUGUUACCGCCGAACAGUUGCAUCAUGUGCGACUGCUCCAGGCUGAGCUACAAAGACUUCGGAAUCCGCCUGCAGCUUCCAACGAUCCGAACACUACCAUAUCCCCAGCAUCUAGUUUCCAAUCCUCUUCAUCUUUGUCGGCAACAUUACGUCGGCAAUUCACCUCAGAUCCUCAAGCCUCGGCCAUUCCGUCCGGCGAUUCUCGACUCCCAGAGGGCCUUAGUCUCCCAGAAGGCUGGUCUCUCAUUCCCCUUCAAACAGAGGGACAGGGUCCAAGCGGUAUCUCGAGUCCAAUUCCUACAACUGCCCCAGAACCUACCACCGCGGUGCAAGGCCGUGAGGAUCCUCCUGCCACUGAGAACUCGGCGCCGCCAAAUGGGGAAAGCUCGGGUACAGUCGAUGCAGCCAGCUCCACUACUCCCUCGCUGCCUGACUGGGGCUCGGAAAACCCCACGACAGCAACGCAUUCGUAUACCGGAUCAUCGUCUCGGGAUUUGGGCAAAAUUGUCUUCGGGCAAUCGUCAGAAAAGAAGGAAUCGUCCGCAUGGGAUAAUGAAGCCACGAAUGCAGAUGAAUCACCAGAAUCGUCCUCGAAGGGCAAGGCGCGGGUGGUGACAGUUGAGGAUGCUGCGGACGAGGAGGCUUAA